UUUACCUCCACUUAGCUUUUUCCCCGCCAUCCAACCACCGCUACUCCGAUCAUCCAUAACUACCACUGCCGCCGCCGCCACCAUCCACACUCUCUUUCAAUGGUGAUUUCGCAUCAACAUUCAUUCCUCACAGUCCCUUCUUUUUCUUCUUGUUUUUCAUCUCAAAAAACUUACAUUCUUUCCCACCUUCAUUUCCCUUCUUUUUCUUCUUCUUUCCGGGUCAGUCUCUCGAAUCUUGAUCAUCCCGAACCCGAACCCAUUUACGCAUCCGUCAAAUCUUUCGCCCCAGCUACAGUAGCCAAUCUGGGUCCAGGCUUUGACUUUCUGGGUUGUGCCGUUGACGGAAUUGGAGACUACGUCACUCUCAAACUCGACCCAAAUGUCCACCCUGGCGAUAUCUCUAUCUCCGAUAUUUCCGGCUCAGGUAACUCUUCUAAAAAGUUAAGUAAAAACCCUUUAUUGAAUUGUGCUGGUAUAGCUGCCAUUUCUGUUAUGAAUAUGCUAAAUGUUAAGUCUGUGGGUUUAUCGUUGUCGCUCGAAAAGGGUCUCCCUCUUGGUAGCGGCCUCGGCUCCAGCGCUGCGAGCGCUGCAGCCGCGGCCGUUGCGGUUAACGAGCUUUUCGGAGGGAGGUUAGGUUCUUCAGAUUUAGUCCUGGCUGGACUUGAAUCUGAAGCAAAAGUAUCUGGGUAUCACGCGGAUAACAUUGCGCCCGCGAUUAUGGGUGGGUUUGUUUUAGUUAGGAGUUAUGACCCGUUGGAAUUCGUUAGGUUAAAGUUCCCGAGUGAUAAGAAUUUGUGUUUUGUGCUUGUGAAUCCUGAGUUUGAAGCACCGACUAAAAAGAUGAGAGCGUGUUUGCCGGAUGAGAUAACGAUGAAGGAUCAUAUAUGGAAUAGUAGUCAAGCUGGGGCGUUGGUGGCGGCUGUGUUGCAAGGGGAUUUGGUUGGGUUAGGAAAGGCGUUGUCGUCUGAUAAGAUAGUGGAGCCAAGAAGGGCGCCUUUGAUUCCGGGUAUGGAUGGUGUGAAAAAAGCUGCAUUAGAGGCAGGGGCGUUUGGGUGUACAAUAAGUGGAGCUGGACCGACUGCUGUGGCAGUUACGGAUGAUGAGAUAAAAGGGAGAGAGAUCGGGGAGAAAAUGGUUGAAGCUUUUUUGAAACACGGGAAUUUGAAAGCUUCGGCUAUGGUUCAGAAGUUGGAUAGAGUUGGUGCUAGGCUUGUUAGUAGUACUUCCAGAUAGGAUAGGAGUAUCUAUUGUAUCUUUGAGAAAUUAUCGAGAUGACGGGGUAAGCUUUUGUAUUGGUUUAUGAUGGAAUUAUAUUCGAACUUUUUUUUUUAAUGAUUUUUGGUGUAUGGUUUCUUCUUUAGAGUGGUAGAGUGAAAAACAAUACCAUGGAUGAAUUGGUGAGGAACACAAUGAUUGUUAAAUUCAUUUUUGAUACGUUAGGUUUUAAUUUCUUGGACGAUUGUCAUGAUGGGGUAAUGAAUGUUCAUCUGGUUUUUCCGGUUA
Erigeron canadensis is the source of this 1503-nucleotide messenger RNA. RefSeq names its product homoserine kinase-like. NCBI's taxonomy places the organism in Eukaryota, Viridiplantae, Streptophyta, Magnoliopsida, Asterales, Asteraceae. The record is from RefSeq and is a predicted model, not a curated record. Gene Ontology annotation, molecular function: homoserine kinase activity; ATP binding. Bases 100 to 1233 code for a protein of 377 amino acids. The transcript has a single exon. Gene Ontology annotation, biological process: L-threonine metabolic process.